This is a messenger RNA of Ostertagia ostertagi, 840 nucleotides long. The record is from the annotation of a GenBank genome assembly. Lineage: Eukaryota; Metazoa; Nematoda; Chromadorea; Rhabditida; Trichostrongylidae.
AUGGUUCAGCAAAUGCAAGUCAGAUGUAACGACUGUGGAGGAGGAAGACGAAGGGAACGUCAGCAGCCUGGCGAGGCAUUGCUCAUCCUUUUUUUUGCCUCGUAUCUCUGCCCGCUCAUCGAUAGGGUCGCCAAGCAUCUAUGUGUAUCUCACAAUUUAUCUUUUCCUACCUGUUUAGGUUCACGGAUUCCCGAAUCAGACAAAUGUAGCAACUGCAGGGGUGAAAAGAGCGAGGAAGUCAAGAAAAUUUUGGAGGGUCACGUCGAGCCUGGAAUGCGCCAUAACGACAAAAUCACAUUCCCAGGCGAGGGAGAUCAGUCCGAUCCAGACAUUGAGCCCGGUGACGUGGUCAUUGUCAUUGUCAUACAAGUAAAGCCACAUGAUGUCUUCGAGAGGGAGGGCGACGAUCUCAUCGCGAAAAAAACUAUAUCGUUAAACGAGGCUUUGUGUGGAUAUGAAAUUCCUUUGAAACACCUAGACGGACGUACUCUUAUUCUCAAGAACAAACCGGGCGAUAUAAUCACACCAGAUUGCGUGCGUGGCAUCGUAGGAGAAGGCAUGCCACAAAGGCGUCAUCAUGACAUCCGCGGAAAUCUCUAUGUAAAGUUUGACGUCACAUUUCCUAACGAUCAUUUUCUCGAAGAUGAGACGAAAUACAAGAUUAUUGAGUCUGCAUUCCCUCCAGUCCGAAAAAUCGCACAUCCUCCAAAUUGCGAAGAGGUCGGCCAUGAAGAAAGCGGUUUCGCCACAGUCACAGCUCUUCGCCGUGGAGUCCCAGCUGUUGUCCCCAGUAUCACAUUCCCUUCUGGUGGUCAAUCCGAACAGGAUGCAACGAUAUAA